Molecule: messenger RNA, 4671 nt
Organism: Pogoniulus pusillus (Red-fronted tinkerbird)
Lineage: Eukaryota; Metazoa; Chordata; Aves; Piciformes; Lybiidae
Product: inverted formin-2-like
Exons: 20
Coding region: 38-3385 (1115 amino acids)
Biological process (GO): cellular component organization
Molecular function (GO): actin binding
Source: RefSeq, a predicted model, not a curated record
GAGCGUGAAGAACCAGCAGUACCGAUUCAGCGUCAUCAUGAACGAGCUCUCCAACACAGAUAACGUGCCAUACAUGGUGACGUUGCUGAGUGCCAUCAAUGCCAUCAUACUAGGGAAAGAAGAGCUAAGAACAAGGACACAAAUCAGAAAUGAGUUCAUAGGCCUUCAGCUGUUGGAUAUUUUAGACAAACUAAGAGACAUAGAGGAAGAGGAUCUGAUUAUCCAGUGUGAUACAUUUGAGGAGUUCAAGACAGAAGAUGAUGAGGAGUUAUUAAAGAUAUGCGAUGGGAUCAACAUGAAUGAUCAUCAUGAGGUCUUUUCAUCUCUCUUCAAUAAAGUGAGCCGCUCUCCAGUCUCCAUCCAACUGCUGUCCAUCCUCCAGAGCCUGCUGCACCUGGAACCAUCUCAUCACUCCAGCCUUCUGCUGUGGGAAUCCUUGGAUGCAGUAGUGAACAGAGCCCUUUUGCUUGCUAAUGACAUCCAAGAGAACACAGUUGAAGAAGUCAUCGAGAGGCUGCUAUCUAUCAAGAAACAUCCAAACAAGCAGAAGCAGGCUGAAAAUCAGCUGACUGAGAGUGCAAAUGGAGGCAUCCAGGCUGAGCUAGAACCAUGCACAUGUGCAGCUCGGAGGCCCAUGGGAUCAUCAAACCCCUCCAAAGCAUCAACAGCUCCCUCAGAGGCACCUGCUAAUGAAAAGAAAAUCACAUCUCAUCUCCCAGCCUGCUGUCCUUUGCCAGAGACAUCUAACCCUCCACACAACACUGCUCCUGCCCCACCUCCUCCUGCCCCACCACCUCCACCCCCACCCCCACCACCUCCACCCCCACCAUCUGCCAUGGUAGCAUUAACUCCCACAUCCCCUGUGAUGAAUGCACCCCGAGCCCCUCCACCCCCUGGUGUUCCUCCACCCCCACCCCCACUGCCCAGCAUGGGGGGCAUUCCUCCCCCUCCACCCCCACUACCUGGCAUGGGAGGUAUCCCACCCCCUCCACCACCAUUGCCCACUGUGGGCGGUAUCCCACCCCCUCCACCUCCAUUGUCUGGCAUGGCAGGCAUACCCCCACCUCCACCCCCCUUGCCUGGCAUGGCAAGCAUGCCCCCACCUCCACCCCCACUGCCUGGCAUGGGUGGCAUACCCCCACCUCCACCCCCCUUGCCUGGCAUGGGUGGCAUUCCACCCCCUCCUCCGCUCCUGCCUGGCAUGGCAGGAGACCAUAUAGAAGCUGUAGUGGCUUCCCAGUUCAGCUGCCCUCUUGGCUUUGGGAGGCCUCCCCACAAGCCAGUGAAGACCCCCACAUUGAGAAUGAAGAAACUGAACUGGCAGAAGCUGCCUUCCAAUGUGGUGAGAGAAAGCCAUUCAAUGUGGGCUUCAGUGAGCAGCAGCAGUGAGGAAACUAUAGAGCCCAAUUACACAAGCAUAGAGCAGCUGUUUUGCUUUCCACAACCAACCCCUAAGGAGAAAACAGCCGCACCACUGAAGGCAGAACCGAAGGAGAUCACAUUUUUGGACUCCAAGAAAAGUCUCAAUUUGAACAUAUUUUUGAAGCAAUUUAAAUGCUCCAAUGAAGAGGUGGCUGCCAUGGUCCAGAACGGGGAUCGGACAAAGUUUGAUGUUGAAGUUCUGAAGCAGUUGCUGAAGCUGCUACCUGAAAAGCAUGAGAUAGAAAACCUGAAGGCCUUCAAAGAAGAUAAAUCAAAGCUAGCAAAUGCAGAUCAGUUUUAUCUUCUGCUUCUUCAGAUUCCCAGCUACCAGCUGCGCAUUGAGUGUAUGCUGAUCUGUGAAGAGACCACUGUUGUGCUGGACAUGAUUCAGCCGAAAGCUGACGCCAUCCGGAGAGCCUGUGAAGACCUUCUGAGCAGUCAUCGCCUGCCACUCUUCUGUCAACUGAUUCUCAAAGUUGGAAACUUUCUGAACUACGGAAGUCACACGGGUGAUGCCGAUGGCUUUAAAAUCAGCACUUUGCUCAAGCUGACAGAAACCAAAGCCAACCAAACCCGCAUCACACUGCUCCACCAUAUUCUGGAGGAAGUAGAAAACAGCCACAUGGACCUACUGGAACUGCCAAAGGAUCUUGAAUAUGUUUCAAAAGCAGCAGGAAUGAAUCUUGAUAUCAUACACACGGAGUCCAGUACCAAUUUAAAGAAGUUGCUGGAGCUUCAGCGAAGAGUUUUAUCAUCAAAUGAUGAUGUGAAACAACAGUAUGAGAAACCUAUCCAGGAUAGCAUUGAUGCCUCCAGGAAGCUGGAAGAAGAAUUUGAAACCAUUGAAAGGAAAAGAGAAGAACUUGCAAAUUACCUCUGUGAAGACCCAAGCAAGUUGUCCUUAGAGGACAUAUUUAGCACCAUGAAGACCUUCAGAGAUCUCUUCAUUCGAGCCCUGAAGGAAAACAAGGACAGGAAGGAGCAAGCUGCCAAAGCAGAGAAGAGGAAGAAACAGCUGGAAGAGGAAGAGGGGAAGAGACAGAAGGGAGAAAAUGGAAAAGUCAUUAAGAAGGGGGUGGUGAAGCAGGAGGAGGUGUGCGUGAUCGAUGCGCUGUUAGCCGACAUAAGGAAAGGGUUCACGCUGAGAAAGACAAAGAACAGAUACGAGUCGGAUGCGGCUCCUAAAGCCUUGCCGGAGGAGAGCCCAGAGGAGAGCCAUUCUGGGAAGAACAUUAAGGAUCCACGAGCAGCAGGAAAGCAGACUGAUGAUAAAACCAAGCAAAACAAUGAUGGUCAUCCCUCAGAAAGCAUUCCCCUCUCGACCACUGCCUUGAUGGAGAUGGCUGGUGAUGUUACAGAUGCCUCAACUUCAAACCAGCCAUUGACUAAAGACAGAGCAAGAGAAAAUUUGCCACCAGGGUACCGGACAGAAAGCUCCUCGGUAAGUUUGGAGGAAGCUGACAGGGCCAACAGCUCCAUUGCCUUCUCUGCUGCUAACAUAGACACAAGGAUGAAGUUUGUGAGCAGCGGUCUGGACACUUCUCUAAGAGAACAAUUCAACCAGGCCACUUCAGAAGACCAGGACAAGGACCUCCCAGACAGUUACAAACUGGCACAGGAGCCAGAAACUUGGCUAAGUGAGACUGGGAUUGACUCUGGCAGUGCUCAGUUUGCUACCUGUGAUGAGGCUCAUCAGGCAGAGUCAAAAGAGAUGGCAAAGGAAAAUGAAGACCCUGGUACAGACUCGCUCUUGGACACCUCUCAAGAGAAGUCCUUCUCAGAGGAGCCAGCAACUGACUCCUCUUGUUCAGCAACUCAGCCCCCAGGACAAGCUCACGCUGACAGGGAAAAGCAGAGGCCAUCUGGGAAACGAAGGAAGAAGAAGAGGCACAGCAAAAGCUACUCAGAGGUUGAGGCUGAUACUGGAGAUAAUAAAACAAAAAAAGGUUGUGUGGUACAAUGAGGUGUCAUGGCAAGACAGAAGAAAUAGCAGAGACUCAGCAAACACUCACAUGUCUCUGGAGUGCUGCCAACUUCUCAGAAGUCAGGUUCUGCAUCACAAAACAUCACCGUGGUCACCAGGACACACUGCUUCCUUUCACACAGCCUCCCCCAGGGCCCCCAAGAGAGCCUCCUCAGAGACUUCAGCCCCCACAUCCUGGGCCUUAUGCCAUGGGGACAGGGGCUGGUUCUGUGCGUUGCAGCGUGAAAGCAUCAGACUUUUUUUCUGCUGCCCUGGAAGCCAAGUCUUUAAACCUGCUCUUAGGCCAAACUCCUCCUAAAACAACAGCUGAGUGUGAUCUAAGAAAGGACUGCAGUGUUGAACCCUCAGAGAAUUUAUUUUUUAAAUAGCAGUGCCUCGACCAAAUUAAGGGUAUAAAUUAAGCAGUGGCUGUACCAUCACCGGCGGCAGCCUGCGAACUCCCUCUUCUCGUCGCCCACUGACAGUUUAUAUUGGACUAUAGCCAAGACCCACAUCAGACAAAUGUAUUUUUACUCUCAAUCACUUAAAGCAAAGGAAAUGAGUUACAGAGGAGAAUAAUAAUAAAAAAAAAUAGCUGGGGUUUGGGUAUUUUUUUAAGUAUGUAUUUUAGUAAGCAUAUGGCCAUAUAAAUAGUGGCUGGUUCCGACAUGCUACUUAUGUGCAACGAAGUUGAAGCACAUCAGUAGUCUUGCAGUAGUCUUGUCAUGUGCACAGGUGCAUCCAUCAAUUUUUGGAGGGCCAGAGCCCCAUUUCUUCUUACUAAAGCAACAGAAAGAGGUUUUCCAAAGUGCUCUAUCGGACAUAUUUUCAGCUCCUGUUUCAGUAAAUCUCUGGGUUUGGGUGCCGUUGUCAGCUGCUUGCACUCAACAGUCUUCGUGUUCAUGCUGCAGAACAUGUAGAUUCGUGCUACCUUUGCUCUAAAACUGGGACUGUGCAGUAUUGUGGUUCAAAACCUCAAAGCUUUGUUCCUCAAGUUUUGUAAUAACAUUGUACCAUAGUUUUGUAUAUAGCUGUCCAUUUAAAGUGAUCUGUGUUUGUUGAAUCUGUGGUGUGGUACUGUGCUGAAACAUGAAUCAAGUGGAAGAGCUGGGUACAUUUAAGAGUUAUGCCUUUAUAUGGUAACUCACUGUGGCUAGACUAACGUUCAGGCUAAAGCUUAUUUUGCUUUGCUUUACAGGACUUGUAAUGUCCUUGUAAUAUUGAAAACUGCUUGGCUAAGUUAGAAGCUAAACCAAGAAUUAAAUCACUGGUUUGUUUUAACCAAA